This is a messenger RNA of Diuraphis noxia (Russian wheat aphid), 1371 nucleotides long. Its product is annotated as RNA-directed DNA polymerase from mobile element jockey-like. Lineage: Eukaryota; Metazoa; Arthropoda; Insecta; Hemiptera; Aphididae. The record is from RefSeq and is a predicted model, not a curated record.
AUGAAUGCGGUAGAAACGUUCUUAAAUUCUUCCCUUCCUAUAUCUUUCCCUGUCAAGUCUUUUACUCCAAAUGGAGUAAAAUUUGCCAUACUGAAAUACUCACUAAACAAAUCGCCAGGCUAUGAUCGCAUUACUGCGGAAACUUUCUUAUUUUCCUCUACUUUGGAAAUUCUCCACUAUAGUCUUGUACUGUUGUUCCCUAAACCAAAUAAACUGCCGGACAUUCCAUCUUCCCAUCGACCAAUCAGCCUUCUUCCAUUUUUCGCUAAAAUCCUUGAACGAUUAAUUCUGAAACGUAUUAUACCCAUCAUUACUGUAAAGAAUAUUCUUCCAAAUACCCAAUUCGGGUUUCGAACGUCUCACUCAACCAUAAACCAAUUACACAGAGUCGUAGAUGCCAUCUCGUAUUCCCUGGGAAAAAAAACUUUAUUGCAAUGUGUUUUUCUAGAAAUUUCACAAGCCUUCGAUAGGGUGUUGCWCGAUGGCCUUUUAUAUAAACUUAAGAAAUUCCUUCCACCCACUUACUACCUACUCAUCAAAUCCUAUCUAACGGAUCGAAAUUUUCAAGUUCGCUACAGUUCCGCUCUCUCUGAUAUAGGUCCUAUAAAGGCUGGCGUACCUCAAGGUGGUAUCUUAUCUCCAAUUCUUUAUAAUAUCUUUGCUUCUGACCAACCUACUACCACCAAUACAUUAGUAGCUGACUACGCUGAUGACAAAGCGUUAAUAUCCAUCAACAAAGAUCUAAUCAUAGCAUCAAUAAACCUACAAACUCACCUUAAUGCUAUGGAAAAAUGGUUCAAAAACUGGCGGUUUAAAGUUAACCAGAAUAAGUCAGUUCACACAACAUUUACCCUCAGACAUACUCCAUGUCCUGGUGUAGUUCUAUACGGCCUUCCGAUUCCCUACUCUCCAAAAAUCAAAUACCUCGGCCUUAUGCUUGAUCAAAGAUUAACGUGGGCUCAUCACAUCAGAACUAAAAGAYUAGCUUUGAAUCAUCGWCUYCGCUUACUUAAACCUUUACUAUGCAAUAAUAAAUACACAUCCACUAAAACUAAGCUUCUUAUAUACAAAACUCUAUUAAAACCACUAUGGACCUACGGCCUUCAACUUUGGGRCAAUGCGAAAAAGACAAAUAUUCAGAAAAUCCAAACCUUUCAAAAUAUUGCACUUAGAAAACUGAUGAAUGCUCCGCCCUAUGUUUCAAAUCAUACACUACACACUGAAUUAAAACUCAAAACAAUUAAUGAGGAAGCAAAAAUAUUUUAUAAAAGAUUCCAUUGCCGCCUAAAUAAUCAUCCAAAUCAUCUUGUAAAAAACUUGGCCACUCCCACGAUACCUGGAAAUCCUCCGAGUCGUUUGAAACGUAAUUGA